CCCUGAGCCCUUCGCCAAGCGCCUUUGAGGCAUGGAUGAACGAGUACGAGCCCGACUCCGCGCCACCGCACAAAGCGAUCCAAUCGCGGCUGCAGAAACUGCGCGCGAAGGCCAAGGCGGCCGAAGCGGCCGCUGCCACGACGUGAAUGGGGCAAGGAGAGCAGCGGGGGAGAGCCUGCGGCGGAGAGCCUGCGGCGGAGAGCCUGCGGGGAGAGAUCGCGGAGAAAGACUGCGGGGCAGCUCCCUUGCCGGGAGAAGGCACGAGAUGGCCGCGUACUCGAGGCUGGCCGCGUACUCGAGGCGGCUUCCGCGUGAGUCUUGAGAUGAGAGAAGAGGAGAGGGGAAAGGAGACUUUGUGCAUAUGUAGGGGAGAUGAAUGUACGAGCAGUGUACCAUCCGGUGCACCUCUGGAGGCACCUGCGAACGCAGCACUCCUCGUCAUGGAUUUACGGAGGCAUUGAUGCACGAGGCAGCACCAACUGGGGGGCGUGGGCGGAGGAAAUAGCUGCGGAGGUGUCAGCAGUAGACAUGGUGGGAUGGGUGCUGAGAGAGCGCAGCUUCUCAUCGCAGCUGGGCAUUGAGCUUUGUCAGCCGACGCAUUGCGACGGCUGGCAAAACUUGACGCGCCUAAUGGUAGGUUGAAAAGGUCAAAGCCGCAGUGGGUUCUGACGGCGCAGUGGGUCGAAACAGCACGGUGCUGUUCCCGGCGCUGCGGAGGCAGUGCGUUGAAAAGUGCGUUGAAAAAGCAGCCUGCAAAAAGCGCAAUAGCGUAAUCUGCCCGGUGGGCCCUUCGAGACUGGCGCCAGAUGAGCCGAGGAACCGCCAAGGAGCUGCUGCAAAUGACAGGAGAGAGCCCACCGCGCUCACGAAGCACGGCUGUGUCCUG
This is a messenger RNA of Emiliania huxleyi CCMP1516, 886 nucleotides long. RefSeq lists its product as hypothetical. The record is from RefSeq and is a predicted model, not a curated record. The transcript has a single exon. The coding region runs from base 147 to 461 and encodes 104 amino acids. Lineage: Eukaryota; Haptophyta; Isochrysidales; Noelaerhabdaceae.